Molecule: messenger RNA, 6163 nt
Organism: Gasterosteus aculeatus aculeatus (three-spined stickleback)
Lineage: Eukaryota; Metazoa; Chordata; Actinopteri; Perciformes; Gasterosteidae
Gene: ddhd1a
Product: DDHD domain containing 1a
Cellular component (GO): cytoplasm
Molecular function (GO): glycerophospholipase activity; metal ion binding
Source: RefSeq, a predicted model, not a curated record
UUUCUACGUGCGCGUUCACGGUUGAAUCCUGCGCUCUAUGCGUCAGCUGUCAAGCCGUGCACACGCACAUUACUGUACUAUCUCUAUGCGAGAUUUGUUUGGACACAGAAUGAAUCUGAAAUUCCAGAGAGACCGGAGCACAAACAAAGUAUGGUGACUGCAGUAUCACGACCCUCGAGCUGGACUGAAGCGACUCGGUGACAAGAAAGUGGUUUGAUAAAGGCUCAACGUGAUGUUAGUGGCGGGGAGGAGAAAAUGAGAGGACCGGUUUUCCGGGUCGCAACGUUGCAGACUUGCUAAUAAGCUAGCCACGGAGUUCCACAACCGUUAGCUCAGCUAGCUAGCAUGCUAACAAACUGAUGUAGCAACGGCUGUGGGGCAGUUGAGGGAAUGCGGCGGGAGCCGCUCCGGAGGUCUUUUGUUUUUGUUAAAACUUGAUUCAUUUUGAACACUAACCACUAUGGCGUCACGCGACGGGCUCCGCGUAGUGAUACUGAGAGCGUGAAUGCGAAGCGGCGGACGAGGUGGUCGUGAGGUUCGGUCUCGCAGGGAACGAUAGUUAUGAGCGGUUUCAACACUACAACCAAAACCUCCGCGGUAAGCUCUCCUCUGAACGCCGACGGCUCGCCGGUCAACAACAACAUCAACCGGGACUGGGCUCUGGGGGGCGAUGCGUUCUCGUGCUGUUACGAGAUGAGUCCCAUGGACGACACGAUGCAGGCGGGGAUGUCCUCGGUCCAGUCGGGACUGGACGGACACCUGCCGCUGCUAUACGCCGGAAACUGCGGCACGCAGGACGGCUUGAUGUUGGACCUGAACUCCCCGGCGGCCUUCCUCGACUGCGGCGGCGGCGGCGGCGGCUCUCCGGACUACAGCGCGGGUCCGCUGUUCGAGAGGAGGAAGAGGUCGCGGUCCAACAGCUCCAGGCAGCGCUUCAACGAGGUGGUCACGGAGCUCGGUCCGGAGGAGGUGCGUUGGUUCUACAAGGAGGACAAGAAGACGUGGAAGGCGUUUCUCGGCCACGACUCGCUUAACAUCGAGCACAUGUUUCGGAGGUACUGUGAGCGGAACCCCGGCGCGACCGCCGACCGGGUCGUCGACGGCGGCGAGGAGGACCGCGGGAAUAACGGCGAGGAGGGCCGGGGGCUUAACGGCGCGGUGUCGCCGGAGGCGCGGACCGGCAGCGCGGACGGGUCCGCCGUGUCCUCCUCCGAGGUGCGGGACCCCGACGGGAUCGAGAUCAACAUCGAGCCCGUGUGCGUCCGGGGGGGCCUGUACGAGGUGGACGUCAAGGAGAGAGAGUGCAAACCCGUCUACUGGAAACAACAAGACAAUAUUCCAGUGAUUAGGGGCCAGUGGUUUAUUGAUGGCACCUGGGUCCUGUUGGAGGAAGAGGAAAGUGACCUCAUCGAGCAGGAGCACCUGAACCGUUUCCGCGGGCAACAAAUGCAGGACACCUUCGAGACGGACAUGCUGGUCGGGACCGUUGACAGCAAAGACGUUCUCUCCCACCUGCCCCCUUUCUACCUCCCUUUUCUGUUCAAAUGGAGUGGAUAUCAGACGGGUGCUAAAACUACAUGUCACAAGCGCAAACGCUGCCAAGCCAUCCACCAUCUGAAGCUGAGUCGGACCCAUGUGGAUUGGCACAGCGUGGAUGAGGUGUAUCUCUACAGCGAUGCCACCACUUCCAAAAUUGCUCGCACCGUCACCCAGAAACUGGGCUUCUCCAAAGCCUCCAGCAGUGGAACGCGGCUCCAUCGGGGUUACGUCGAGGAGGCCUCGCCUGAGGACAGACCCCCUCAGACCACACACAUUGUCUUCGUCGUUCAUGGGAUCGGACAGAAGAUGGACAUAGGACGCAUUAUCAAAAACACUGGAAUGCUGAGGGAGGGCGUGAGGAAGAUGGAGGAGAAGCACUUUUCAGAGCACAACGGCGAGCAUGUUGAGUUCUUGCCCGUCGAGUGGCGCUCCAAACUGGCACUGGAUGGAGAUACGGUUGACUCCAUAACUCCAGACAAAGUGAGAGGACUGCGAGAUCUACUCAACAGCAGUGCCAUGGACAUCAUGUACUACAACAGCCCCCUUUACCGGGACGAGAUAACCAAGGGUCUAACACAGGAGCUAAACAGAUUGUACACACUGUUCUGCUACCGGAACCCCGAGUUUGAAGAGAGGGGGGGCAAAGUCUCAAUCGUGUCCCACUCCCUGGGCUGCGUCAUCACCUACGACAUCAUGACGGGAUGGGACCCCGUGCGCUUCUGCCAGCAGGAGCAUCACGCUGUGGAGGAGGAGCUGGACCUGCGCUGGAUGUCCUACGAGGAGAAGCACAUUUUAGAGCAGCUCCAGCUCACGAGGAAAAGGUUACAAGAGUUGGAAAGCCAACUCCUCACACUGGAAGCCUCAAAACCUCCGGCACGCCCAGCCCUAAAAUUUAAAAUUGAGAACUUCUUCUGCAUGGGUUCUCCUCUGGCCGUGUUCUUGGCUCUGAGAGGGAUCCGGCCUGGUAUCAGCUGCCACCAGGACCACAUCCUGCCCACCUCCAUCUGCGGGCGGUUCUUCAACGUCUUCCAUCCCACAGACCCCGUGGCCUACAGACUGGAGCCCCUCAUCCUCAAACAUUACAGUAAUGUUGCACCUGUUCAGAUACACUGGUGUAGCGCCAUUAACCCCACACAUUACGAUGAGCUCCGGCCUACUUAUCUGAGCCCGGUCAAAGACCCGCCAUCCGACACCGAGAGCAUCCCCAGCCCGAGCACUUCUCCGGUACUCGCCCGCCGGCACUAUGGAGAGUCCAUCACCAACCUGGGCAAGGCCAGCAUAAUGGGAGCGGCAAGCAUAGGGAAGGGCAUCGGAGGCAUCCUCUUCUCUCGUUUCUCUCGCUCCAACAGCCAGCCAUCGGUCUCCUUAGGGCUGGAGGGAGGGGCCAACGCUGAGGAAGAGGAGCAGAAGCGGACGGAAAGCCAGUCAGCAUACGGCCUCUCCACCCUGAUUCGGCCCACAUCACCGGUCACCGACACAUCACUGGAGCUGGAGCGGCGCGUCGACUUUGAGCUCCGGGAGGGUCUUGUGGAGAAUCGCUAUUGGUCGGCGGUGACUUCCCACACGGGUUACUGGUGCUCGCAUGACAUCGCCCUCUUCCUGUUGACCUUCAUAUACAAGCAGAAGACGACACCCUCUAGCCCGUCAGGAGAUACUCCGGAGACGCCGGACUGAGGCGGAGCAUUCGUCGCACCCGAGACACAAAAAUAAACCUAAUUUGUUUAUUUUCAUGCACACAGACUGCUCGACCACAGUAACAAUCUUCCUUUUGGGAUAUCUCUCUGUGACCACCAGCUUUGCACUCGUGGGAAUCAUUACUGACGAACUGACUUAAAUCCGAGAUGUGCAUUUUUAGUCUUUGUUUUUGUGUGGUUCAUACACAGUUGCGCACCCUAAGGGUGACAAUGUUGGACUAGGAACCCCUAAGGAGGUUCACCCUUUGCCAGUAUGGCCACAAGCAAGACGUAGACAUGGAACAGGAAUAAGACUCUAAUAAGUUCAAUCCAGGAGAAGAGUCUUUGACCUUAAAACAGCUGGAGCCUGUUAAACAGUGCUUAAAGCCCCUCCUCCCCCUCCCUCCCCCACCCCUCUCUCUCCCGCCUUGUGACACACAUGCCUGGUCACUGAGGCUUUAAGUUCUGUUCUUUUUUUUGUUUUUUACUUUGAGAAAUUGAAGUUUUGUCAUUUUAUCUUUAAAAUAAACCUUUUUAAGUUACUAGAUCUCAAAAAAAAAAAAAAGCUAAUGCUAACAAGUAAAUGCAAUGCCUUUCAGAACUAUCCAAAUACUUUCAAUCUUGCAAAAAGUCUGUUAUAUUUUACUAACAAAGACUGAGGGCAUUAACCCUUUAAUAAUCAUGAGGUAUGAAGAAAGACAGAACUAUUAUAUUGUUGUCUGCCUCUAUUUAACAUUGCAUCUUUGAAAAGACGCUAAUUUCAUGCACGGUCAAACGGUAGAUUUCUUUUUAAAGCAACAGGUCAAAAAAAAAAAUGUUUCAGCCAAACAGUCUACAGGACAGCUUUAGUUCCCAUGAAAUAUUGAUUUGUAUACAGAUGUUUACAACCGCACGAGUCCUUUAUCAUGAAUUGCAUUAGUCAGAAAUUAUUUUCCUACACUCAUUAUUUUAUUUUUACAUUGAUUCACAAGAGUAGAGGUCUCACACAAAAUAAUCACUGUCAUUUAAACUACUGCUUCUAUGUUAGGCAUACGUUAUGGAGAGGCUUUUCUCUGCUAUAUCUUUAUAUUGAUACCCAAAAGAAAUCAAGGGUACUAGAUGAUGUAUUUUUUCUUAAAAAUAUAUAUAUUUUUUUUUCCUAGUGAUUUUCAGGCUCUUGUGAAUAGAACCGAGAGUCAUCUCUGGGAAAAUGGGAUUCAAACCUGCGGCCAAAUAAUAUUUAUGUGUCCAGCUUAUUAGCCACGUGGCAUUAGUAAUUCAAAGGCAUACAUCAUGAAAAAGUUAUUGACCUAGCGUUAAAAUAGCUUCUUUAUUGAUUGAUUAUUAUCUUUUGCCUUUUCUUGUGACCAAUUUUCCCUUUCCUCAUUUGAACGAUGGACGUGUCUGCUUGUCUCUUUAUUCCUGUGAAAGACGGGUUUUUUUAGUCCUAUAAAAAAAAAAGAGCUAGACAUCAGACUGUGGGAAAUAAAAGAAAACAAAAACGUUGACAACUGGAGACAGCAAAUCAGUUUGACCGCUGCUUAUUGUGACACUUGCCUUGGGUUUGUCAGAGCCCUUAUAAAAAAAUGUAAUAAUAGACCGAACAUCUGUCGAAUGUGGUCCCUUUUUAACGAAAGAUGGCCAGCAAAGAUUAUGCUGAAUCCGGACGUCUUGCUCCCUCUGCAUUGCGUCAUGUUAAUAGUAAACGGAUGCUGGAACAGGACGACAUUGCAGAGCGUGCCAACGCGCAUCCAAGAAACCGCGUUGUGUUGUAGAAAAGCACUCAUGAUUGUUAAUGGACUUCUAACGCGAUCAUUUAUAAAGGAAGGGAAUUUACCCUCCGAUUAGAAUUAGUCACAUGUAACACACUUGUUUGUUCUCAGUGUCAAAUUUCAAAAGUCCUACUCGUUUGACAUUCUCUGAGCUUAUUGUAAAUCUGCUUUUGGGGGCCAGCUGCUGCUUUUCUUUUCCCACAUAAUCAAGGGCUGUUGACCGGUUUCACCACUGAAUGGAAUCCAUUUGAUGGUGUUUAAUGUCUGUGUAUUUUAUGCAAAGGAAGCCGGGGUGCCUCUCUCCGAUGGCCGGAUGGGUGACAAUAAGGCGGAGUGCUAUGAAAGUGUUUCUGUAUUUAAGCUGGUGGCUUGUGCUCACUCAUCAGCUAUGGUUUGCACAGAAUUGACGUAGAAAGCCCAUUAUUGAUGUUUUUUUUGGGGGGGGGGGGUUUCCUGAUCAUGUUUUAUAUUGCAGCAGCCGAUGCAGAACCCGACACGCAGCUUUGACGGUGGGCCUUGGAGACCUUUAGACAUGUAAUGCAAAAUACAAGGACAAUUCCUCUUGUUGCCUCUGUAUUGGGUUUUCGGACGCCGCUUAAUGAGCAAAGGGGCGGACCAUCGUCGCAAUGACAGCGAGUGUUUUCGUGUUUCCAAAUCUCGACUUUGCACAUUUUUCACUCUCUCAAUUCUAGACAGCAGCACAGACUUUUUAACUCUGUUCUCUCUGCGUGUGAGAAAAGUCACUAAACUGGAGAGCGUUGACACAUUCUACCACGUGAGCAUUUAAUGCACAGCAUUCUGAAUGAUACCAGUGUAUUUUUUUUUCUGUUAAAGGCACCGCAAGCGUCAGGGAGACGUCUGCCGUGACGUGUCUAGUCGAUCCGUCCGUCCCCGCGGUUGACAUCAGUUUGCAGCCAUUACGGAGUCGGAUAAUUAGGUCACAGAUGUGUUGUCCGUCUUUUUAAUGUUCAGUGGUAAAUAAAUAAGGGCCCGCAGCCAUAUGUAAUCAGUCACUGGGUGAGAAAGAGGAAACAAACACAUUUGCUGUGGGUUUAUUGAAUGAAAUGUGUUACAGUUUGUGAGGUAACACUGUUUUUGUCUGUCCUGUGCAAUAACCCAUGCCUGUUAUGGAUUCUAACUGCCAUCCAAAGGACUGUAUUUAUUUCCUUUUAUUAAAGCAUUUCCUUUUUGGAUACAAUA